AUGUCCUCUAUGAGUGGUAACCCUGAUCUAUUCGAGUACACUUCUGGACGCUUUUUAUUUAACGAAGAGCUCCGUCGCGCUGAACGGCGUAUUCCGUUCGACGUGAAUGCACUUGCAAAGGCGGCCUGUCAUUCUGUCAGUCGACACCUAGACAACAUGACCUCAAUUACAAAACUCGCCGAAGGGUGUUUCAACCGUGUCUUGCAGAUCACUUUCAAUGAUAGAUAUGUAGUGCUUGCAAGACUACCGUACAAAACUGUUCCAAAAUAUCAUGCAGUGGCUAGUGAAGCUGCUACACUAGCACUUUUACGUACUCAUGAUGUCCCAGUACCGAAAGUCCUCGCGUAUUCUCCAGAUCGCACAAACGCUGUCGGAAGCGAGUAUAUCCUACUUGAGAAGAUUGAAGGAAUACCUUUGAGUGAUCAGUGGUUCUCUAUGGAUAACAAAACUCGCGUCAAAGUAAUGAGACAGAUUGUCGAUGUGGAGAGCCGGUUUAUGAGCAUCCACCUCCCAGCAAGCGGAAGUCUUUAUCACAGCCAUGAUCUUCACGAUUCACAGUACUCCAUCCCAGUCUCCGCCGAUAUCGUCGUUGGGCCGACUGCACGGCAUGAAUGGUGGUAUCGAGAACGGGCCUCUCUGGAGGUUGACCGCGGCCCAUGGAAUACCUUUUCCGCAUGCUUCGAAGCACCCGCUAAGCGCGAGAUAGAAUUCUGUGAAAGAUUUGGUAAACCACGUCUACACGUCGAGAGAUACCUACGAGAAAUAUACCAGUUCAAAAAACUUUCACCUAUUCCCUACCAACAUCUCCUUACCGAUUACUUAAAGUUAGCGCCCUACCUCGAUGUCCCAUCCGGUCACCCUAUAUCCCGCCCAACCCUUCGCCAUCCGGACUUUUCACCUAGUAAUAUCCUAUUGAAUACAUCCAACGAUAUCGUAGGGAUUAUUGACUGGCAAUAUGCAGUCAUUCUGCCCCUCGUUCUAUGCGCUGGCAUCCCCGAUCAUUUCCAAAAUUGGGGUGAUCCAGUAUCUAAGACGCUGUCUAAGCCAGAGGUCAAAUUGCCGGACGGUUUUGAUCAACUCGGCCAUGAAGAACAGGAAGCUAUUCAAGAGACGAUGCGGAAACGCCUUGUCCAUUUCUAUUAUGCUGCAUUGACUAUGAAAUCCCUGCCGGAUCAUUUUGACGCUAUCAGAUCCGACAGCUGUAUGCUUCGGGCGAAGCUUUUUCAUCAUGCACAGACUCCCUGGGAAGGAGACUCUGUCUCGUUGAAACAUGCCAUGUUGCAGGUCCUUAAGAGUUGGCCUAUGGCGCUGGAUGGAACACAGACAAGAUCUGUUGAGUGUUCAAUUCGGUUUUCUGAGGAAGAGAUGCAGAAAUGUUCGGAGGAUUAUCGCCAGGAACAGGAAUUGCUACAGGAGCUGGGUGAGAUGAGGGAUGUAAUUGGGACAGAUGCUCUAGGCUGGGUUCCAGGUGGAGAUGAGUUUAAACGGUGCAGGUCCAUUAUCCAGAGUAUCAAGGAUGGUUUGAUGGAACAUUCAAGCACUGAGAUGGAGAAAAAUGCGGUCCGAUCCCAUUUCCCUUUCGAUGAUCAUGAAGAAGAUUCGUGA
Messenger RNA from Penicillium griseofulvum, 1605 nucleotides. Its product is annotated as phosphotransferase family protein. The coding region runs from base 1 to 1605 and encodes 534 amino acids. Lineage: Eukaryota; Fungi; Ascomycota; Eurotiomycetes; Eurotiales; Aspergillaceae. Gene Ontology annotation, cellular component: mitochondrion. The record is from RefSeq and is a predicted model, not a curated record. The transcript has 3 exons.